This is a messenger RNA of Vollenhovia emeryi, 2884 nucleotides long. It is a transcript of the gene Nrt, whose product is annotated as neurotactin. Bases 16 to 1836 code for a protein of 606 amino acids. The transcript is spliced from 5 exons. NCBI's taxonomy places the organism in Eukaryota, Metazoa, Arthropoda, Insecta, Hymenoptera, Formicidae. The record is from RefSeq and is a predicted model, not a curated record.
CACGAUCUCAAGUUUAUGUAUUCCUGUAAUUUCGUCUUCGGAAGGAAUUAUCAAAUCGUCUAUGAAGCCGAUGUCGAAUUGAGACAGACUGGCGCCGCUGGGUUAGCAAGCGUCGAGACACUCGACGACGGCGUUACCGAGAAGAGCCCUAUUGCCAAUGACGACGGCAUGGAAACCGUACGACUCGAUGGAGAGGACGGAACAGAUCGCGUUGAGCCACCAAAGCCCUUGAUAAUUUGUAUAUCCACGCUCAGAAAACACGUGGUUGUUUCGGUAGUGACCCUGCUGAUCCUGCUCAGCGUUAUCGUUAUCAUCUCCAUUGCGUGCGCUGGGCCCAGGAGGGCUUCUACCCAGCCGCUGAAGAACGGGAGGUACAUUGAAGCGGUGACGUCGUGUGGGCCGGUGCAGGGCAUUCUCGAGGAUGGCGCCUACGCGUUCCGUGGCAUUCCAUACGCGAUGCCACCAGUCGACAACCGUCGCUUGCAGCCAGCCGAAUCUCUGAGCCGCAUCGAGCAUUGCUGGAACGGCACUUACCUGGCUCACAACACCUCCGAGAGCUGCUGGCAGCGUGAAAUAUCCGGUCGUAUGGACGGUGUCGAGGAUUGCCUCUAUCUCGAUGUGUUUACACCAAUGGUCGGAUACAAUUCCCCAUUGCCUGUGGUCGUCAUGAUCGGCGCCGAGACGCUGAGCGGUGGUUCGCCCGGAGUGAUGCAACCUUCGGCCAAGCUAGCACGCGUUCGCGACAUUGUAUUCGUACGGCCAAAUUUCCGAAUGGGAAUUUUCGGAUUUUUGGCGACCGAAAGUCUCACCAGAGCGUCCCACCCUCCAACUUCGGGUAACUACGGAUUAUCAGACAUCCUAGCAGCCCUUCAAUGGGUACAGUUAAACAUUGAGAACUUCGGUGGCAACAAGUCGUCCGUUACUCUGUGGGGACAUCGGGCGGGUGGCACUCUCGUUACGACAUUGAUCGGCUAUCGCCGAGCCAAGAGUUUUUUCUCGAAGGUGUGGGUAUCCAGCGGUAGCGCAAUUUUCCCGGGUAGAGAUCUGAGAAGGUCUGAAGACAUAAACAAACCGUUCCUUGACUCGAUCCGCUGCAGCGCUGCCAGCUGCCUCAAACGCAAGAGCGCUGAAGAGCUCAUGGACGCCGUGCCGGAGACAUGGUACGUGAGCAACAUGGGUCUACCAGAAAUGAAGGAAGGCGGAACUCCCUACAUGGAAAGAAGGCACGAAUGGCUUGUUUUGGACGGCAUGAUUCUUCAGGAGCACGUCGGCCAGACUCUGGCAAAUAAGGAUCUUAUGGUAAAAGUGGUGAUGGGUACCACCGCACAUUCCGGCACCCCAUCACGAUAUCUCUCACCGAAUGUCACUCUCAACGCGACACAAGUCGAGAACAUUAUACGAGAAUCUCUGCUCGGUACUUCGGGCUUUGCAGAUGAAGCUAUAAGACGCUAUAAUGCUACGCUGAAAGGAUUAAUCACAAUGAUCUCCGAUAUCCGUGUAGUAUGUCCGUUGCUGACGUUCGCCAGGAUGAAAACCAACAUACCGUUUUAUGUUGCCACUCAACCGCGCCGACAACACCUGGCCGAUCCUGAUAGCGACGCCGCGGCCAUCCUGGGGACCUACGCUGCUGUUACGCCCGAGGAGAAGAGACAUGUGUCGGCUAUGCAACAGCUAUUCAAUCAUUACGUGUGGCAUGGCGAGGUCGCGCAGGUUGAUCAAUCUGGCGCGAAGCGAAUCCUAGUUGUCGGUCAGGACACGCUACUCGAGAAAGGCUAUCCGAAUUGCGAUUUCUGGAUAGAGAAAAACAUCGUACCUAUGUACGGCCGAGUUGAUUAAAAAGGCUUAUGUUACUGUGCAAGGCUUAUGUCUGCGUGCUAGGAUCUGCAAACCCACGUCUCGAAGGUGUUGUCCCUUGAAUUUCUGCGGACAUUGAUCCUCUCAUGACACAUAUAUGUACUUUGAUUACUUAAACAGAUUGAAUACAAUGAGCGAUCAAUGAAAUCAUGCAGAUUAACCCUUUCAGGGGAACAUUUUCUACUGAAUCAUUUAUCAACAUCUUUAGUAGUUAUUUUUCGGGAUGCUGAAUACGAAUCUACAGUCAGAAUUUGAAAAUUUAUAAUUUUAGAUGUUUUGAUCAGUUUGUACAAUCAUAAAUAUACUUUUUGAGAUCGCUGAUUACAAAUAAUGUAUCAUUUAAUAAAAAUUCAAAAUAGCAGACCCAAUAUGACGGACGGCAUUUUCAAAGUUAACCGGAUUCGCUUCAAACUUGUCAUUCGGGAGCUUUUAUUAUUAUUGAUUUCUCGUUUCGAAGUUUAUAUAGUUUAAUAUCGAAUUCGUAAUCAACAACCUCAAAAACCUCUAAACGGCAAGUUUCAAGCUUUGACAAUCGAUUUUGAUAAUUUUGUCCGUAUUAAAUUAGCUGUUUUUAAUUUUUAACAUCGGAUUCACAAUUAGUUCGAAAUUCCAAAAUAGCAAGUUUCAAGUAAAUCCGGCUUGAUAUUUUUGACCAUCAUAUUGGAUCCGCCAUUUCGAAGUUUAUAUUUUUUACAUCGGAUUUGUAAUUAGAUCUUAAAAAUUCCCAGAUCAUGAUUUUGAAGUAUAGGUUAGAGGACAAAUUUUAUGUAAAUAAAUUACUUCUCUAAAAAUAAUUGGUAUAUAUUUAUUAAUAACUAAUUAUUUAAGAUAUAACUCUGAAAGUUGAUUUAUUAGAGAAACCUUUUAGUAGUCUGGUAAUACUAAACAUGCCAAAGAAAUACAUGAAAAAUUUGAUUUAUUGAAAUAAUAAACUUGGAUGAUAUAAAUUACUAGAGUAACACUAUGCAGCAAUGGUUAAUAUUGUAUAUUGUAAAAAUGUUGUAUAAAAAAUAGGAAAAUAUUUAUUACU